ACGCACGGGGGUGGCGGCCAUUUUGUUUUGGACCUCGAGCGGGAGUUGGCGGCGGCUUCGGGAUCUGUGGUGCUACAGACCAAGACAGGAAAAGCCAGGCUGGGCGAUUAGGUGGAUCUGCCGACCAGACAGUCAACCAGCAACAACGAACUAAUCUCGCAAUCUACAGCUUACCCAUCUGACCAACCGCCCACUUAGCUAACCCAAGCCCCUCCACCGUCAGCUGAGGUUCGGCCGUUCCCCGGCCCACCUGCCGGAGCCGUGGUGGCAGCCCCAGGAGGAGCGCUGGCGUCCGUUUCCUUCGAUUCUCGGGAUUUGAAGAUGGCUGCACAGUCAGCACCGAAAGUUGUGCUAAAAAGCACCACCAAGAUGUCUCUAAAUGAGCGGUGAGGCAGCCAACAGCAACUUCAGCUACUUCCUAAGAAAACAUUGCUUAAGUUGACCCUGGGGUCCAAUACACAAAACCAGUUUUAAGCUAAAUACCAACAGAAGGCUACAGACCUCUGUUCUUAGUUGCAUCUUAUGUGGUACACAAAACAAAUGGGGCGGCUGUUUCAAAACCCCUUAUCAGUAGACUUUUAUGUUAAGCUAUCUGAAAUAUUUAUCUGGUGGGAUAUAUUUUAAAAAGACUCCUAACACCCUCCCUUUUCUUCACAUUUGUUUUACAUUGAUACAGGGGUGGUGCAGCACAAUAGCAUGGUAUCCUGGCUGCAGUAGGCUUGCUGCCCAGUCCAAGGCCAGCAGUGUUGUGUUUGGCCUGUAAGAGGCAGGUAGCAAGCUAUGAAUAUGUCCAAAGGCCCUUGAAUGUCAUUCUUGGGCCUUGUAAGAGGCACUUGGCUUUGUUCAUUUCACUUCUUUCCAUUCUGCUUUUAGUUUGUUUUUGUUUUGGAUUCUUUUAUACUUAAAUGUUUUUCUCUUCCAUUCCAUUAAAUUACCUGCAAAUAAUACAGGGUGUCUCCACAGGCUCUUAAAUGAUUGAACUAAUUUAACUUUCAGAAGUAAGUACUUGGUGUAAGAAAAAGUGAUCAUUUGAGACUAACAAAAUUAAAGAUAUUUAAAGGCAGUUUCUGUCUCUGAGAGCUUUGUUCAUUGUGUGCAUUUGACCGAUAAUUUCAUUAAAUUGAUAGUGGAUCACUAAGAGAUUUAAUGUCUGUUUUUGGCUCUUUUGAAGCAUAUGUGCUGCUUUCCUUUAUCCUUAAAGAUGUGAUAUGCUGAUUAUAUUCAUAUGUUACUAAAGUGACAAAUAUAUUUUGAAAUUUAUUAUACUCCUGUAAUUUUUAUGAGUACAUUAUUUCCAUGAGCUUCAAAGGUCUUCUAGUCCUUUCUCAUGUUUGCCUUUAGAAUGCUCCCUCAAGUCUCCCAAGAUCUAAGCUUUCUUUGUCUUUGAAACUACAUCUUGUGUCUCUUGUCAUCAUAUCUGCUUAUUGCGUGUUUUUCAUACUUUCCACCUUUCUAAAAGUUGUUACCUGAGCCCUUGUUACCACUUUUGAUUGAAUGUGCUGCACUUAGCUGCAUUUCUAAGUUUCUGAUUCUUGCAAGUUUGUGGAAACAGUGGAGUCUUUAACCCACAUCAGCCUUGAUCUAAGUGUACCACUUUGCUUAAAAGUUCGUGGGAUCUGGAGCUCCUGGUCUAGCAAGCCAUGAAAAUGCCAAUAAAUGUUUUGUAAUAAAGCUUUUAUUUAAACAUCCAUUUUGUUCGACCUUGAAGCUUUACUAAUAUGCUGAAGAACAAACAACCGAUGCCAGUGAAUAUUCGGGCUUCGAUGCAGCAACAACAGCAGCUAGCCAGUGCCAGAAACAGAAGACUGGCCCAGCAGAUGGAGAAUAGACCCUCUGUCCAGGCAGCUUUAAAACUUAAGCAGAGCUUAAAGCAGCGCCUGGGUAAGAGUAACAUCCAGGCACGGUUAGGCCGACCCAUAGGGGCCCUGGCCAGGGGAGCAAUCGGAGGACGAGGCCUGCCCAUAAUCCAGAGAGGCUUGCCCAGAGGAGGACUACGUGGGGGACGUGCCACAAGAACCCUACUUAGGGGCGGGAUGUCACUCCGAGGUCAAAACCUGCUCCGAGGUGGACGAGCCGUAGCUCCCCGAAUGGGCUUAAGAAGAGGUGGUGUUCGAGGUCGUGGAGGUCCUGGGAGAGGGGGCCUAGGGCGUGGAGCUAUGGGUCGUGGAGGAAUCGGUGGUAGAGGUCGGGGUAUGAUAGGUCGGGGAAGAGGGGGCUUUGGAGGACGUGGACGUGGACGUGGACGAGGAAGAGGUGCCCUUGCUCGCCCUGUGUUGACCAAGGAACAGCUGGACAACCAAUUGGAUGCAUACAUGUCAAAAACGAAAGGACACCUGGAUGCCGAGUUGGAUGCCUACAUGGCUCAGACAGAUCCUGAAACCAAUGAUUGAAGCCUGAUCUCCUUCCCAUGAGAGACUCUUGUUAAAGUCACCACAUCUGUAAAUAACCUUGAGCGAUAACAGCUGAGAAGAAAUUUGAUUGAUGCUGGAUGGACCUAUCAUAAUAGGCUAUGGACUUGCCACCAGUUUGUGCAUUUAGGUGUUCCUUUCACUUUUUGAUACUGUUGUGUGAAAAAUUUUUCCCCACUUCGAUUUGGUUGGGGUUUUGGGUUUUUGGUGUCUUUGUUUUCUACCCUUUGCCCAGACUUUGAACACAGAUGUGUUGGCCUUGUGGCUAGAAAACCUUC
This is a messenger RNA of Nycticebus coucang (slow loris), 2686 nucleotides long. RefSeq names its product chromatin target of PRMT1 (gene CHTOP). The coding region runs from base 1719 to 2390 and encodes 223 amino acids. Lineage: Eukaryota; Metazoa; Chordata; Mammalia; Primates; Lorisidae. The record is from RefSeq and is a predicted model, not a curated record. The transcript has 5 exons.